GCGCCCGGCCGUGCCGGGUGGGGCUCGCUUCGCCUGAGGCUUGCCCUGGCCGCCUUUCCUCUUGAGAAGGAGGGGGACGGGGCGUGAGCUCUGCGCACAGAGCCCUUCUUGUGAAGCCUGCUGCCUUCCCUUCUGCAAGAGAGGUGCCCACGCGUGGGAGGCCGUAGGUGCCUUUGUUUGUAGGCAGGCCGGCCUUGAUUCGUGCCCCCCAGGAGGUGUGGAAAAUGGCCACGGCUGCCUAUUUCGCUGCCGAGUGCCUCGUCUCCAUGUCCAGCCGGGCGAUCAUACAUGGUCCUGCUGGAGGACCAAGGCCUCCACCUGUUGCGGUGGCUUCGCCCCUCGCCGUCUUGACCCCCGAGGAGAAACCGGAGGCGAAGGAGGCAGGAAGAGACAACGGAGGGGGCCCCUCUGUGUAUGCCGUAGCCAGCAUUUUGGCCGACUUAAACCAACAGCCCCCCAAGUCUUCCUCGCUUCAGGUGGAGAAAGGACAGAGGACGGACCGAAGGGAGGAACCCAAGCCUCCUCUUCUGCAGGGAGCGUUUGGGGAAGACAUGAUCCUGCCGGCCAGCAAAUGUGGAGGAGAAAGAACGGCCACACCUACCCUCUUGGCAGCAGCGAAGGAGCCCAGCCCAAAACAAAGGAGCAGGCGAGGGAGAUGCCAGCUUGACCCCGAAUUACCUCAGAAAAAACACAAAUGCCACUAUGUGGGAUGUGAAAAAGUUUACGGCAAGUCUUCUCAUCUGAAGGCUCACCUAAGGACCCACACAGGUGAGCUCUCGGCUUGGUGGUGGUGGUGAAACUGAGGGCUCCUGGACUUCAGACUUCCAAAACUGAAGUCCAGAGAGGGUGAGGAGAGCGCUUGAGAACUCAAGGCUUACAUUGUCCCCGCUGCCGUGGCUGCCAGAGCAGGGCACUUAACCAAACCCGUUGUUAAUGAAUGCCAGCAGAGAACUGCUACCCGCCCCUCUCUUUUUCUUUCUUCUCCUUCCUCCUGCCUGCUUCUCUCCGGGUGGCCCGCUGAAGACCCUCUUCUGACCUCUUGCCCCCUGGCACAGCAGAGCAGUCCUUUCUGAUGUUGCUAGUCCUUUGCCUGUUCUUCUGUGAGAGAGCGACAUGUGUGGGGUAUCUUAGGGCUCUCUGCAUUGGCUACUACUCCCCCAAGUCUCGGUAGCCUGCUCCUGACAUUCUCCAGGGCAGCCCUUAUGGAGAUGGUUUUAACUUUUUCUCCUUCUUUCCUUUCUUAGAAACAUUCUCACAGAGGUGUGGGAGAAAACUCCUGGGCCCCUGUUAGCCCUACUGAGUCAACUUUAAUGCUAGGAAAUAUAAACAGGCUGGCUCCGGUUGAUAGUUCAACCAGGACAGGGCCUUAUUCUCCCUACAUUUAUUCUAAUCAAGAGGAUGGAGGUUAGAAAGCCGGGAGCACCCUCUGCCUGUAUUUUUCCCCACUGAAGACUGGCUGCAGUUUUUCGAUGGGUGCCUCCCGUGGGUGCUGGCUUGGUUUCUUCACGUGGGUUAUUUGGUAGAAUAACUUUGCGUGAUUCAGAGGGUGCCACCCAAGCAGUUGGGUAACUGGAAGCUGGAAAACGCCUCCGCCAUCUAUCACAGGGCACAACCCAGCAGGAAGGUUGCCUCUGGAAUAUCUGGACUAUUGUGGGUUUAGCAUAGCACAUCACCAUUGGGUAGGAAUUAUGCUCCAUGGCAUAUGCGUUUUCUGUCUCCUGUGCUGCUGCCCUGCUUAACUGCAUCGCCCUUCCCUUCCCUUCCCUUCCCUUCC
Molecule: messenger RNA, 1774 nt
Organism: Python bivittatus (Burmese python)
Lineage: Eukaryota; Metazoa; Chordata; Lepidosauria; Squamata; Pythonidae
Source: RefSeq, a predicted model, not a curated record